Homarus americanus (American lobster) is the source of this 2916-nucleotide messenger RNA. RefSeq names its product collagen alpha-1(I) chain-like. The annotation marks the transcript as partial. Lineage: Eukaryota; Metazoa; Arthropoda; Malacostraca; Decapoda; Nephropidae. The record is from RefSeq and is a predicted model, not a curated record. The transcript is spliced from 17 exons.
AUGGGCGAUGUAGUUGCAUCUCCCAGCGCUCUAAAUAACACAAAAACAACUGCCCCCAGAGACCAUACAGGGUUGGCACUCUCAGGGAACCUCCCAGGUGCGGCAGGGAACCUCCUAGAAGUGGCCGGGGCCCUUGGGACGCACCCAGGGGCAGCAGAGGCCCCAGGGACCCACCAAGAGGCAGCUGGUGACCUGGGUCUCAACCAGAGACCAUACAGGGCUGGCGCUCUCAGGGAACCUCCAAGGUGCGGCAGGGAACAUCCAAGUAGUGGCUGGGGCCAUUGGGACCCACCCAAGGGCAGCAGAGGCCCCAUGGACCCAUCCCAGAGGCAGCUGGUGACCUGGUUCUCACCCAGAGACCAUACAGGGCUGACGCUCUUAGGGAACCACACACGUGCGACAGGGAACCUCCUAGGAGUGGCCGAGGCCACUUGGGACCCACCCAGGGGCAGUAGAGGCCCCAGGGACCCACCCAGAGGCAGCCAGGAACGUAGAUCCUAUCCAGAUAAGGUGGUGCCCCCUGGGACCCUCCAGGUUUGUCGAGACCAUACAGGGCUGACGCUCUUAGGGAACCACCCACGUGCGACAGGGAACCUCCUAGAAGUGGCCGGAGCCACUUGGGACCCGCCUAGGGGCAGUAGAGGCCCGAGGGACCCACCCAGAGGCAGCCAGGGACCUUGGUCUUAUCCAGAUAAGGUGGUGCCCCCUGGGACCCUCCAAAGACCAUACAGGGCUGGCGCUCUCAGGGAACCUCCAAGGUGCGGCAGGGAACAUCCAAGUAGUGGCUGGGGCCAUUGGGACCCACCCAAGGGCAGCAGAGGCCCCAUGGACGCAUCCCAGAGGCAGCUGGUGACCUGGUUCUCACCCAGAGACCAUACAGGGCUGACGCUCUUAGGGAACCACCCACGUGCGACAGGGAACCUCCUAGAAGUGGCCGGAGCCACUUGGGAACCGCCUAGGGGCAGCAGAGGCCCGAGGGACCCACCCAGAGGCAGCCAGGAACGUGGAUCCUAUCCAGAUAAGGUGGUUCCCCCUGGGACCCUCCAGAGACCAUACAGGGCAGGCGCUCUCAGGGAACCUCCAACGUGCGGCAGGGAACAUCCAAGUAGUGGCUGGGGCCAUUGGGACCCACCCAGGGGCAGCAGAGGCCCCAUGGACCCAUCCCAGAGGCAGCUGGUGACCUGGUUCUCACCCAGGUGCGUCGGUGACCCUUCCAAAGGUGGCUGGGACUCAUUGGACCCUCCCAUGGACGGCGGCCCCCACUGGAAUCAUCGCAUGGAUUGCGGGGGCCCCAGGAAACCUCAUAGGGGCGGCAGGGCCCCUGCAACACCUCCGAGAAGCGACGAUUGUACUAAGGACCCUCCCAGGGGCGGUGGAGGCCCGCAGUACCUUUCCAGGUGUGACAGCGCCCCUAGGGACCCUCCUAGGAGACCAUACAGGGCUGGCGCUCUCAGGGAACCUCCAAGGUGCGGCAGGGAACAUCCAAGUAGUGGCUGGGGCCAUUGGGACCCACCUAGGGGCAGCAGAGGCCCCAUGGACCCAUCCCAGAGGCAGCUGGUGACCUGGUUCUCACCCAGAGACCAUACAGGGCUGACGCUCUUAGGGAACCACCCACGUGCGACAGGGAACCUCCUAGGAGUGGCCGGAGCCACUUGGGACCCGCCUAGGGGCAGCAGAGGCCCGAGGGACCCACCCAGAGGCAGCCAGGGACCUUGGUCUUAUCCAGAUAAGGUGGUGCCCCCUGGGACCCUCCAGAGACCAUACAGGGCUGGCGCUCUCAGGGAACCUCCAAGGUGCGGCAGGGAACAUCCAAGUAGUGGCUGGGGCCAUUGGGACCCAGCCAAGGGCAGCAGAGGCCCCAUGGACCCAUCUCAGAGGCAGCUGGUGACCUGGUUCUCACCCAGAGACCAUACAGGGCUGACGCUCUUAGGGAACCACCCACGUGCGACAGGGAACCUCCUAGAAGUGGCCGGAGCCACUUGGGACCCGCCUAGGGGCAGUAGAGGCCCGAGGGACCCACCCAGAGGCAGCCAGGGACCUUGGUCUUAUCCAGAUAAGGUGGUGCCCCCUGGGACCCUCCAAGUGCGGCAGGAACAUCCAAGUAGUGGCUGGGGCCAGCUGGAACCCACCUUAAGGGUGCAGAGGCCCCAUGGACCCAUCAUCCCAGAGGCAGCUGGUGACCUGGUUCACCCAGGUGCAUCGCAACCUUCCAAAGGUGGCUGGGACUCAUUGGACCCCAGUGGACGGGCGGCCCCCACUGGAAUCAUCGCAUGGAUUGCGGGGGCCCCAGGAAACCUCAUACGGCGGGCAGGGCCCUGCAACACCUCCGAGAAGCGACGAUUGUAUUUUAAGGACCCUCCCAGGGGCGGUGGAGUCCUGCAGUACCUUCCAGGUGCGCGAGACCUUCCAAAGGUGGCUGGGACUCAGCUGGGACCCUCCCAUGGACGGCGGCUCCCCACUGGAAUCAUCGCAUGGAUUGCGGGGCCCCAGGAAACUCAUAGGGCGGUGGCAGGGCCCCCUGCAACACCUCCGGUAGAAGCGACGAUUGUGCUCAAGGACCUCCCAGGGGCGUGGAGGCCCGCAGUAAUUUUCCAGGUGCAUCGGGACCCUUCCAAGGGCGACUUGACUCGUCAACCUCCCAGGGACGGCAGGCCCCUGAAAUCAUCACAUGGGAUUGGGUGGGGACCCCAGGAACUCAUAGGGGGCGGCAGGGCUCUGCCACCUCCCCAGAAGCAAAAGACCAUACAGGCUGACGAGUUUAGAACCACCCACGUGCGACAGGCAAUCAGGAGUGGCCGGAGCCACUUGGGACUCCGCCUAGGGGCAGCAGAGGCCCCAUGGACCCAUCCCAGAGGCAGCCAGGGACCUUGGUCUUAUCCACAAGGUGGUGCCCCCUGGGACCCUCCAGGUGCAUCG